Messenger RNA from Photinus pyralis (common eastern firefly), 1851 nucleotides. RefSeq lists its product as uncharacterized. Bases 413 to 1705 code for a protein of 430 amino acids. The transcript has 9 exons. The record is from RefSeq and is a predicted model, not a curated record. NCBI's taxonomy places the organism in Eukaryota, Metazoa, Arthropoda, Insecta, Coleoptera, Lampyridae.
CUACAGGAAUUAUUUCACCUGCAACAUUUUUGAAAUAUUGCAUCAAUAUUUUUUUGAAAUGUAAUGUAUUAUUAAUAAGGGGUAAAUGCAGCUAUUAUUUAGUACUUAUUGUACCAGUAAUAAAUAUGGUCUAGGUGUGGUCUAGGUCUAUUUAAAUAUUCCAGUAUAAAUUUUAAACGAAGCGGGUCUGCUUGUCGAAUCCAGUGUUCGGUUGUUUACGUGUAUAUUUCGCGCCAUUUCCGAAGAUAGGGGGCUGACGCACCGACGCAGUAAGCACGCGAGAUUGAUGGUCUGUGAAUGUGAUUACGAUGCAAUUAAAUGUGAUUUAAGAAGUGUUGCGUUUUACGUUUUUCUGUAGGACUGUAGCUCACAAUUACGCUGAUCUCCGAUAAGCAGGUACCCGGUGAUUACAAUGAAUUUCUCGGUGCUGGAAUUUGACGAUGGUACUGUAGAAUUAGUUCCAAAUAAUUGGAUCACAGGUGACUCCUGUUCGUGGCCACCCACAUUAGAUCGAUCGUCGCUUAACAAAUUGGUCCUAUCCAAAACAACUCCAGAAAAUAGUUGGAACAUUUAUGGUAUUCAGAGAGUUUUUUGUGAAGCCUCUACAUAUGAAAGGGGAACUGUUAAACUAAAGCUGGCGAUGGAAAUGUCAGAUAUUGACACCGAAAGUGAUACCUUAAAAAAAUCGCGUCAUUCUCGUCAUUCGAAAAUGCCUUCUUCCGAGUGUGAUGGUGUGAACGUUAAUAAGAAAAGACGUAGGACAACGAUUCUACCUAUUUCAUCAGAUUCCGAGCCUGGGUCUGAUGAAGAACCUUCUACAGAUCUACCUGCUUUGCCAGAUACUCCCGAAGACUUUAAUCUGUUGGAGGUACCAAAACACCCCAAAAUUUCACGACAUAAACAAACCUCGUCACAAACUUUAUUUCGAAAAAGUACAAAUACUGAUGUCGUAUCGCAUUGCAGACUAUCAAGAUCUAAUACCCCACUGUCCAAUGUAUCUCAUAGUACUCUGUCUAAAGGUAUAGAUACUGAUGACGUCGUAUCGCAUUGCAGACUAUCAAGAUCUAAUACCCCACUGUCCAACGUAUCUCAUAGUACUCUGUCUAAAGGUAUAGAAACAGACAUACAACACUGCACACCAUCAAGAUCUAAUACUCCAACGUCCAAUCUAUCAUAUUUGUCAAGAGAUGCUGAAGUUAAAAUUAUUACAAAAUUGAAUACAUUGAUUUCCAUAACCUCCAGUAUCGUUGACAGGCAAAAUUUGUUAGAACAAUCGCUUGGUGCACUUCAAGGCAAUACAUCAGAUGUGCCAAUGGCUCCAAUUGGCUUAAUGGAGUUUAAUGACAAAUUUCCCUUAACGACCGAAGAUGACUUAGUUAGAUUCGAUGAAGACUUAAAAGAUAAGGAGUUUUUUAAUAAAAUGGUUACUACAUUAUGUAGUUUUGGUGGCACUGAUGUCACAAAUAUAACUGUAAAUAUAUUGCGAAAAGUAAUUAGCAAUAAGGUAGCUAAUUCUUAUUCUUUGUUGGGGAAGAAAAAGAAAAAGAAAUUUAAAGAGUUAAAUUUCUUUAACCUCAUAAUAGAGACGGUUCGCCGGCAAAAACCAGGGGCAACUGAGACCGAGAUAGGGGGUGUCGUUGGAAGUUGGUUACCGCAAUCAAACUUGCGGUUAUCUAGGGAACUUAAAAAACAGAAUCAAGAUUAGUGAGCGACAGUAUUUUUGAGAUAAGUCGAUGUGUUGUUAAAUUUAGUUGAGCUUUCAUUUGCAUUAUUUUGUACUACUAUUACCUAUGUUUUGAAAGGACAUUUAUUAUAUAUCUACUUUAGGAAAAUAAAAUUUUGUUUAUACUG